This is a messenger RNA of Anastrepha ludens (Mexican fruit fly), 5538 nucleotides long. RefSeq names its product pneumococcal serine-rich repeat protein. Bases 1122 to 2864 code for a protein of 580 amino acids. NCBI's taxonomy places the organism in Eukaryota, Metazoa, Arthropoda, Insecta, Diptera, Tephritidae. The transcript is spliced from 4 exons. The record is from RefSeq and is a predicted model, not a curated record.
UAACUGUUUUUGUUGAUUUUUUUUAUUAUUAUUCCUGCUGCUUUAAUUAUCACAACACAACAACACCGGUCACAUCUACUCGUCCGCAUUCGUCCUUCGCUCGUCGUUCUUCCUUCAGCAAAGUAAUCAGUCAACGGCCACAGUGUACGGCGGUCGUCUAGUUGGUUGGUCGUUGUUUGUGCUCGGUCGCUGCUCUCUUGAGCAAAUACUCGUGUCGAAUGUUAUGUUUUUACUUUAUUGUUGUUUUAUUUAACAUUCCCGAACACACACGCACAUCCUCAAGUAUAUGUACGUUUAGUUUCAUUCAUUUCUGUCAACAACGCACCUUCAUCCCUUGUACUUGGUCUCGGCCACCACAGACGAGUGUGCUGCGACUGAGAGCGUCGACGUUGGCGGUAACCCAGCUACGCUGUUAUUACCCUCCAUGCGAACAGUCCACUUCAUCGUUCAGCUCAGUUGUUGUUUAUUUGUGUAUUGUCUUCCGUCUCGCACGUUGACUUGCGUUGAGCUGCGCUGCUCUAUGCCGAACUAAAACGAAUUGAGCGCAGAAAAACUCAGCAGUUGAGAAAUUUCAUUUUAAUGUGGAGCGCUUUAGUCGUUUAUCGAUUUCGCAAGGUUUGGUAGUGUUUUAUAACAGUUUACCGACAAAUAAACGGCAGGAAAAUUUCGAAAAAAUAUCAAAAAGAAAAACUCAAGAAAAUUAUUGACUUAUUUGUGUAUAGCCAACAAGCAAAUAGUCCGGUGGUUAAUCGGAGUGUGGGUGCGUUAAAGACGUUUCUGCCGCCAAUAUUGGCUAAUUCAUCAGAACACGAAUUGAUAAACCUGCGGGCAUUUACUAGUGAAUGUGAUAAAUACGUGUUGCUUUAACUCUUGUGUAUACAUACAUAUGUAUACAUAUAAUAAUUUUACAAAAUGAGACAAAGGAAAACAAAGGCCAUAUGAUGGCAAAUAAAAUUUGCUGGUGCAUUUCCGAGAACAUUCCCUGAGUUCCAAUUAAGUCCAGCCGACAGUUGCUGAAAGGUUAAACAAUUGAGUGAAUUUAAAUCUAAUACAUUUACAAAAGACGAACAAAGAUCCAAAUCCGCAUCCUGAUCAUACGACAGCACCUUACACCCACGCUGAUGCAGCAACCGCAAUCGUCCGCAUUGUUGACGCCAAACAAUUUUAACUUGGCUGCGCAUCAGCACAUGGUAAUCGGCGGAAAAAUCAUGGAAUGGACCAAUGACGAUGCACUGGAACUAAUCGAGCAAUAUCGAAUCCAUACAGAGUUGUGGAAUCGUGCUGAUCCCAAGUACAAAGACAAGUUAUGCCGUUUUCGAGCGUGGUCGGAAAUAGCGGAACGUUUUGGCUGUAGCAAGGCAGAGGUGGAACGAAAGAUGAACGUCUUACUCACACAAUAUCGGCGCGAGAAGCACAAAAUGCUUGUCAAACUAUAUCAGGGCAUCCAGCCGAACCCGUCCAAGUGGUACGCGUUCAAGCGGUUUGAUUUUAUGGAAGCGGGUGGUGGCGGUGGUGGAUCAUCAAGUAGAUCGGGCACAAACGGCCACACAACGGUGGGCACAGUCGCUGCUGCGGCUGCAGUAACUCUAAACGGUCUUAACACGUACGAUACCACAACAACUGCGGCGCAACAGACGACAAGUGCAGCUAUGGCAGCGGCAGCGGUAGCAGCCGCGCCGAGCACUUCCCACCAUCGGCGAAUGAAGAAAGAGAUGAAGUAUUUCGGUGCGAUGGGUAUAAGCUUACCGAUGCUGAUCGCCAAUACGACAACAUUAGAUACGUGGAACACUGUCGGGCAGUAUUCGCCACCAAUCGGCAGUGAUCGCAAUCAGUUACGUGUUCCCUUACCCAUGCCCUUUUCCAGCUCCCAGAGCGAGCUGAACGUGGCGAACAGUGCAACACGCAGCCUUUUCGGCGGUAGCAGUAACAGUGACAUGACCGCCAGUCCUCAAAAGCUAAUGGAAACAUCUGAUAUCGAGGAAAAAGAGGAGAUGCUGGCGAAACGUGAACGAGUUACACCAUCCAGCGUUCACAAUGUAAGCGGAGGCAGUGACGGUGGCCCAGUUGGUAGUUGCGCGGUGGGCGCUGUAGCGGCCAGCAGCGGUAGCAACGCUAGCAGUAGCGGCGUUGUUGGCAGUAGAAGCGGUGUAGGAGGUGCUGUUGUUGAAGCAAUCGAAGAUGGUUCUAGUCCCAUACCAAACACAAAUACAAUGGAAACGCACGAAAAGCGUCGGCGAACAACUCGCGAUCAAGACGAGCUAGACAUUAAACGAGAACUCGUGGACUACUUUCAUGCGCCUCAUCCUCCCGCACCGCCCGACUCUCAUCGAUCGUACAGCUCCACCGAUGAAAACCGUCUUGGCGGUAUAGACCCAGACGAUUUUGCUCAAGACUUGCGUGUCAGCGCUGCAGCUGCUGCGGCGGCCAAGGGCCUAGACUUUAGUCAAUUUGUAUUGCCGCGCAACCUACGCCGCUCCUCUGAAUCAAUUGAGGAGAAGUUCGUUCCGCUCAAUAUGCGUAAAUUGAAUUCCGCUUCGACGACCGCCACAACCGCUGGUCAAAUGCUUAUGAACUCGUUGCUGUCUAAUGAGAGUUUGUCGGAAGAAACCGCCACUAGCGCAAGUGGUCGCAUCAAAAGCGGAUCUCAAGAAACGGCAUCAACGUCUGCGGCAGCUGCAGCGGCUGCACUCUACGCUGAAAGUCUGAAUAAAGACGACUGCGAUUUCAUCGGUUCAAAUGUCACGUUAAAACUGAGAUCGAUGGACCGUACCCAGCGAAUCAUAGCCGAGAAAUUGAUAAGUGAAGUACUUUUCUAUGGGCAGUUUAACGAGCUGGAACGAAGCGCCCACAUACAGCCCAAGUGACAGCUGCUACCAAAGCUUCGUAAAGGUUUUUAAACGUAACGAAAGCACACAUACAGAUACAUAGGUUCAUAUACCAUUUGAUUGUAGAUUUUGUUGUCUAAAACAAAGAAACACAAAGCAGCAUUUUGCCAGAAGAAUUAUAUUGAAACGAAGAGUUGCUCUAAAACUGCAUAAGCUUUUACAAUUUUGUAUCCUCCACAUUUAAGACUCGAAUAAUCUACAAAAAACUGAAAUUCCAGGAUGAGAUGUUUUUAAAUACAAAUUCCCGAAACACCUAUAUGAACGUUAUACGAAAAUCCUUACAGUACAAAUUUCAAUCUUUUUAUAUACUCAAAUCCAAAUUGUCUAGUUUUCUCAUAUAUGGUUUUAUGUACAUCACUUUACAGGGAUUCUUCUGGAACAAAAUAUUGUAUUUCAAUUCAUGAUUAAAGAUUGUGCUUGAAGAGCUCCACACUGAAAGUUUUCGGUUGUCGGUCAAAUUUUUGGACACACAGAGUGAUAUGGCAAACCUAUUAAUGGCAAAAAUUAAAAGCAUUUGCUCACGAAAUUAUUUUUUCUAUUAUAAAAGUUGCAUUUUACCAUAUAAACGAUUUUUCAGAUUUUAAAAUAGAUUUCAUAUUCCUAAUUUUGGAUUUUCUAGCAAUUUAAAUUAAAUAAUAAUACUUAAACUAAUUGAAGAACUUUCAUUUGCACUCACAUAAUUUUUCAGUUAAUCAAUUACACAUAAGCACAAGCAAAUUUUAAGCCAGUUCGCAGUGAAAGCUAUAUUUAGUUACAGAUUUGGUAACUUUCAGAUGGAGUAUCUGAUAUUUUCAAUAAUCUUUAUAUCCAAACAUCAAACGCAAUAAAGGAAUUCACAUACGCAGAUGCAAUGUAUGAAACGAAGUCAAAUGAAAGAAAUCAACGAAAAAGAGCAGAAUCAUUUAACAUGAAUUCAAAGAAUUACGUACCUCGCUUAUUUGUCAGUCGUCUUUUUAUUAUAUAUUUAGAAGCACACAUACCUUUACCUAAAAUAAAUAUACUGUAUAUAGAAUUACAUAACUAUAUUUUAAACAUGCAUAAGUAAAUAGAACUAGAGAAUUUAACUGUUUUUAAAACGUAAGAAUUUUAACACUUAUGGUUUUAUAUGUUUAUUAUAUUUUUUCUAUGACAUAACUUUUAUUAUAUUAUAUAUUUUUUCUGAGCAUACACACUGUGUACAUAUAAGGAAUUUUUACAACACAAAUACAAUGAUAUCCAAACUAUAAGUGUAAAUAUACAUACAAACGCAUAUAUGUGUGUGUACGCCUAACAAAAUCCUACAUAUGCAUUAUACAUAUACCUUUAUGUGUGUAGGUAUGUGCACACACUCGUGCAAACAAGCUGAUCAAUGAGCGGUAAGACCAUAUCAGUGGCGAAUUAAAAAUUGUACUAAAAAUUAUGAGUUUUAUCAUAUGUGUGUGUAUGUAUGUAGGUACAGUGCAUGUACAUACUAUAUUCAUAAUACUUAAAAUGAUGCUCCGCUUGUAUGGCUAUUGUCUGCAAAUGUAUAUGUAUUCGCUGAACUGAUUGGAAUAUACUUCUAUGUGAAUGUCUAUAAAUUCAACGAAAUUUACUGCAUUCAGUUUUAUGAAAUGACUUAAAGCUCGCUAGGAAGAAACCGUUUGAACAAAAACUGCAUGGACCCAAAAACAAGGCAUACAAGUAUAAGCAUAAAACCAACCACAAUUAACGGGGGAAAAUUAUAUCGUACCUUGUUUAACUGGAAUUUAGUCGUAAGUUUUUUAAGUUUUAUUUUGAUACGUAUGUAUUAGUUAGAAAGAAUUUUAGAAAAAUAAAUAUUGGCAAGAAAUGUAAAACUAAAAACAGACUUUAAAUACACAUAGAAAAAAUAGAAAUAAUAAAUGUGUACCUACGAUUUAUUAAUGUCGAUGAGAAAUCGUUUUAUUUGGAAUUACAUAUACAAAAGAUGGACAAAAAUCGGUGAAAAUAAUUGAAACUCCAAAUUUAGUACUUUCAAGAGAAGCUACAAUUUAUUACAAUGCAAAAAACCUGGGGUCGAAUGCAAGGAUGAUAGAAUACUAGGUUGCGUCUUCCGAAACCGCUGUGUCGUCAGAGCCCAUGAAUAAACGAACAAAAGGAAAGGGAAUUUCUUGUUUGUGAAGAGGAAUGGAAACAACCAAACACACAAGCAAUUCCACGUACACACACACACUUCACUUUCUUGCCAUGGCGUCUUCCGCAGAAAGUGCAUUUAAAGACAUUAUAUUAUUCUGUGCUUUCACAAUUUAACAAUUGUUUAGUUUAAAUCUCACAAAUCACAAUAUUACCCAGCCAUUCACUAAAUUUUCACAAGCAUGUAAUUUUUCCUCGUUCUGUUUGUUUUGUAUUGGAGAAGGACUUGAUGUCAGACUUUUUAAAAUCACGAAAAAUAAAGUAACUGUUUUGGUAAGACGCCACCUAGAGUACUAAAUUCUGGUGCUUGGGCGCCAUGGAUCGAAUGGUAGCAACAAAAUUACGCGAUACGUCAGCCAUAUUAUCUGAAUGGGAUGAUGGCAUACGAAUGCAAACGUAUCGUAGGCCUUUUCAAUUCACAACAGUUUUUAUGUCCCACAGCGUUUUGAAUUAUAUUAUUCACAGUAAAUAUGGAAUUGUCAAUAUAGUUUUCAAAUUACUUGAAUCAAACAAAACCUAA